AUGUCAACUAAAACUGUCUUGCUUACUGGUGCUUCAGGCUUCAUUGCGUUGCACACAUUGGACCAAUUACUAAAGAGAAACUACACCGUCAUUGGUACUGUUAGAUCCCAAGAUAAAGCUGAUAACAUCACAGUUCAAUUCAAAAAGGAGUAUCCAAGUGCUCAAUUAACAUUUGCCAUUGUGGAAGAUAUCGGUGCGUCAGGUGCUUUUAACAAAGUUUUCCAAGAUCAUCCUGAAAUUGAAGGGGUCUUACAUACUGCUUCACCAUUCUCGUUUGGGUUGAAUAAGGACUUCAAAGAUGCAUAUUUUACACCAGCUACUGAAGGUACAAAGAAUGUUUUAGAAGCUAUUCAGAAUUAUGGUAAAAAUGUUAAAAACGUUGUUGUCACAUCUUCAAAUGCUGCUGUGGCAAAUGCUGAUAAGGUUGGUGAUAAAACUUUCAUCCAUACUGAGGAAACCUGGAAUCCAAUUACCUGGGAUGAUGUUGAUAAUGAAUUGAAAGCGUAUAUUGCCUCUAAAAAAUUAGCUGAAAAGCUAGCAUGGGAAUUUGUUGCUGAACAAAAACCAUUGUGGAAAUUAACAACAGUUAACCCAACAUUAGUUUGGGGACCUCAAAAGUUUGAAUCAUCAUUAGCAAAUAAAACAUUGAAUACAUCAGCUGAAGCUAUCAAUAAACUAUUAUCAUCUGAUCCAAAUGACACACACUUUUUUGAUAAACCAAUCGGUACUUCUAUUGAUGUUCGUGACGUUGCCUUACUCCAUGUUUUACCGUUAGAAAAUGAAAACGUAUCUGGAAAGAGAUUAUAUCCUAUCCAAGAUGAAUUCAAUGGCCAAAGGAUCUUAAAUAUCAUCAAUAGAAACUUUCCAGAAUUAGAGAGUAAAAUUGCCAAAGGAUCACUAGAUGGUGCUGAUAAACAUGCCGAAGAAAACACCAUCUAUUAUGAUACUUCAAAAACUUUGGAAUGGACUGGUAUUAAAUCUUGGAUCCCUUUGGAAGAAACAGUUAAAGACUCUGUUAGACAAAUUUUGGAUUAUAGAUCCAAACACUGA
Molecule: messenger RNA, 1050 nt
Organism: Hansenula ciferrii
Lineage: Eukaryota; Fungi; Ascomycota; Saccharomycetes; Phaffomycetales; Wickerhamomycetaceae
Gene: DFR1
Product: SDR family oxidoreductase
Exons: 1
Coding region: 1-1050 (349 amino acids)
Molecular function (GO): oxidoreductase activity, acting on the CH-OH group of donors, NAD or NADP as acceptor
Source: RefSeq, a predicted model, not a curated record